AAUGAAAGAGAAACCGGAGGGACAAUUAUUUCCCCUAUGUCCAAUUGUUUCGGAUAAUGACCAAAAGCUUCGUGCAUUACUAUAAAUUUCUGGAAUUUUUUCUAAAUCUCUCAGUCGUUGAAAAGAAAAGUGUUCUUCAAGAAGAUUUUCAAAUUUAUAUAUUUUCACACAUAAGAAAAAAAAGAGAAGAAGAAGACUUCGUAUAUUCUUUGGGAAUUAAAAACACAAGAUGGUUCGAGUCAACUUCAAAAUUUUCGCUGCGAUAGUUAUAUUAAAUUUUGGAAUUGUUCUUUGCAUUCCGAAAUUUGAACUCAAUGGAUUUAUUCCAAGUUCAGUGGACUAUUUAACAAAAGGUUCUCCAAAGUCUCGAGAUCAAUUGGCACUUCCUUCGCAAAGAUCGAGUGAACUUUCGAGUGAAGCCAAAGAUUCAACCACAAAACUAACACCCUCGCAGGCAAAUGAAAUUUCUGAUCGGAAUCAGGAGCCGCGAUUUGGUUUCACUAAUCUUGGAGGCACCGGAACCGGUUACGGUGUUGGCUCGUAUGCACCAGCGAAAAUCGACUUAGGGGGACUUUUGCUGGGAGCUGUUAUUGGAAUUGGAACCGUUCUUGUAAUUCCAAAAUUAUUGUACAUCGUUUCAGGAAGCUAUGGAACUUACGCAAGAAGCGACGACGGAGGUGUAAUGCAAAUGAUGACAAAAUUAGACGACGCACUCGCCCGCCAUGGAAUUGACACGACUUCCUGUAUGCAGAGAAUGGUUUGCUCCUAUUCAAAACGUGCAGCUGUUGCUGUUCGUGAGGCUGCAAUUGAAACAAACGACACCCAGGAGGAAGUUUCUUCAUUGGAUCGAAUGGUCGAUGGACUGUCGACAAAUCAAAUUUUAAGAACAGCACUUCAGGGAACCGCCAUUCAGGAAGCCGUUGAUUCGGGUCGAUCAGGUGAAAAUUGUUCUCGCGCCUAUCCGCAAUGUGGCUUCUCACUGGAAACAAUUUUCUCCCUCGCUUCUCACGUUAUGUCCGCCAUGACAUCCGCUGAUGCUUCGACGGCAAAAACCAAAGCCUCCACAACGUCUGACGUUCACUGAUAAUUUCCAUUAUGUAUUUUAUAUUUAAGUAUAUUUGUAAAGAUUCAUCCAUUUUAUAAACAUAAAUAUUAAAUAUUAAAUAUACAUGUGGUUAAAUAUGGUUGAAA
Messenger RNA from Leptopilina heterotoma, 1191 nucleotides. RefSeq lists its product as uncharacterized. The record is from RefSeq and is a predicted model, not a curated record. Lineage: Eukaryota; Metazoa; Arthropoda; Insecta; Hymenoptera; Figitidae. The transcript is spliced from 5 exons. The coding region runs from base 230 to 1084 and encodes 284 amino acids.